AUGUCCUUGGUAUGUUUGACAGACUUUCAAGCACAUGCACGAGAGCGACUGUCGAAGUCAUCUUGGGAUUUUAUUGAAGGAGGAGCCGAUGAAGGCAUCACACGAGAUGACAACAUUGCAGCAUUUAAAAAAAUCCGCCUCCGUCCCCGGUUCUUAAGAGAUGUGUCAGAUGUGGACACCAGGACCACAAUCCAGGGAGAGGAGAUCAGUGCCCCCAUCUGCAUCUCACCCACAGCUUUCCAUUGUAUCGCCUGGCCUGAUGGAGAAAUUAGUACAGCAAGAGGUGCCCAAGCAGCAGGCAUCUGCUAUAUCACCAGCACAUAUUCCAGCUGUACCCUUGAAGACAUUGUUGCUGUUGCCCCCAGAGGCCUCCGUUGGUUCCAGCUCUAUGUGCUUUCAGACUGGCAGCUGAACAAACAGCUGAUCCAGAGAGCAGAAUCCCUGGGUUUCAAAGCUUUGGUGAUCACAGUGGAUGUACCCACAAUUGGCAAAAGGCGCCAGGACAUUAGAAACAAACUGAAUUUGCUGGCAAACUUAAUGCUAAAGGAUCUUCGAUCACCUGAAGAGAGAAAAUGUAAACCUUGUAUCCAGCAGCCUCUUGUGAACCCAUCUUUCUGCUGGGAUAAUAUCUCCUGGAUUCAGAGCAUAACUCGAUUGCCCAUCAUCCUUAAAGGGAUUCUGACAAAAGAGGAUGCAGAACUAGCAAUGAAGCACAAUGUUGAUGGUAUCUUUGUUUCCAACCAUGGGGGACGGCAGCUUGAUGAGGUCCCUGCUUCAAUUGAUGCAUUGACGGAAGUGGUGGCUGCUGUCAAAGGGAAAAUUGAAGUCUACCUGGAUGGUGGGGUUCGAACAGGCAAUGAUGUGUUGAAAGCUCUGGCCCUGGGAGCUAAGUGCGUUUUUGUUGGCAGACCGAUCAUGUGGGGUCUUGCCUGCAAGGGUGAAGAAGGUGUUGAGGAAGUUUUGAACAUUUUAAAAACUGAGUUCCACACUUCUAUGACCCUUACAGGCUGCCGGUCAGUGGCUGAGAUCAAUCGGGAUCUGAUUCAGCUCUCCAAGUUGUAA
This is a messenger RNA of Castor canadensis (American beaver), 1062 nucleotides long. Lineage: Eukaryota; Metazoa; Chordata; Mammalia; Rodentia; Castoridae. The record is from RefSeq and is a predicted model, not a curated record.